UGUUCCUGCUUUUGGUGGAAUCCAAUUACAAUUGGAUCUCUUUUUCUCUCUCUCUCUCUCUAUAUAUAUAUAUAUAUAUCCCAAGAUGGCUCCUUUCAAGAACCUAAGAAGAGCUUGACUCUUGUAUGGCGAUAACCCACUGGAGGUCAAUUCAAGCGCAGGUUCAAAACCCUAGAAAUCUAGUUCCCAGUCAAACUUCUCCCCUGUUAGCACCGAAUCACCUCAUAUGGCAACCGACUUCAAAAAAUCUGAUCUUCUUCCAGUUCCACAGCCGCCCGAAUUUCACCCGGAGAUUGUCGUCACGCCGGCACACGAUGGGCUUCACUUCUGGCAAUUCAUGGUCGCCGGUUCAAUUGCCGGAUCCAUCGAACACAUGGCGAUGUUCCCCGUCGAUACAAUCAAAACCCGUAUGCAAGUUCUAGGUUCAUGUCCUAUGAAAUCGGUCAGCGUUCGUCAGGCCUUUGGAUCAAUACUCCGAAUCGAAGGCAUAUCCGGCUUUUACCGAGGAAUCGGCGCGAUGGGUCUAGGCGCGGGGCCAGCACACGCCGUGUAUUUUUCGGCUUACGAGAUUUGCAAGCAAUCGUUUUCCGUCGGCAAUCCCAACAACGCCGUAGCCCACGCGGCAGCUGGAGUAUGCGCGACUGUUGCCAGCGACGCAGUGUUAACGCCGAUGGAUAUGGUUAAGCAGAGGCUACAGUUGAGUAAUAGUCCAUACAAAGGAGUGAUGGAUUGUGUGAAGAGGGCUAUGAAAGAAGAAGGAUUUCGAGCUUUCUACGCUUCAUAUAGAACAACUGUUUUAAUGAACGCACCAUUCACCGCGGUUCACUUUUCAACAUACGAGGCGGCUAAGAAAGGAUUGAACGAGAUCUCACCUGAGAAUGCCAGCGAUGAGAAAUUAAUCGUUCAUGCUACUGCUGGUGCAGUGGCUGGAGCUUUGGCUGCCGCUGUAACAACUCCACUGGAUGUGGUCAAAACUCAAUUACAAUGUCAGGGCGUUUGUGGAUGUGAUAGAUUUAUUAGUGGUUCUAUAAGUGAUGUAAUUCGAACUAUAGUGAAAAAAGAUGGAUACAGAGGCUUGAUAAGAGGAUGGAUGCCGCGGAUGCUCUUUCAUGCACCUGCUGCUGCAAUCUGCUGGUCAACUUAUGAAGCCGGAAAGACAUUCUUUCAAGAACUCAACGAUGAUUGAUCAUGAUGAUGAUGCCCCAUUUUUAUGAACCUGUGUUAUUUAUAAUGAGAAUACAAAUCGAGGCUAAUUAGUGAAAUGCCAGAAAUUUUACUGCAUUUUUGACUUGUAGAAGAGAUGAUGCUGUUUUCAUUAGUUUCGAUUUUAUAU
This is a messenger RNA of Impatiens glandulifera, 1333 nucleotides long. RefSeq names its product mitoferrin-like. Gene Ontology annotation, molecular function: ferrous iron transmembrane transporter activity. Gene Ontology annotation, cellular component: mitochondrial membrane. The record is from RefSeq and is a predicted model, not a curated record. Gene Ontology annotation, biological process: iron import into the mitochondrion. The transcript is spliced from 2 exons. Lineage: Eukaryota; Viridiplantae; Streptophyta; Magnoliopsida; Ericales; Balsaminaceae. The coding region runs from base 227 to 1186 and encodes 319 amino acids.